Messenger RNA from Penicillium lagena, 789 nucleotides. RefSeq names its product Cytochrome P450. Gene Ontology annotation, molecular function: monooxygenase activity; heme binding; oxidoreductase activity, acting on paired donors, with incorporation or reduction of molecular oxygen. Bases 1 to 789 code for a protein of 262 amino acids. Lineage: Eukaryota; Fungi; Ascomycota; Eurotiomycetes; Eurotiales; Aspergillaceae. The record is from RefSeq and is a predicted model, not a curated record. The transcript has 3 exons.
AUGAUGCCUCCCGGUUUGAUUGACUUGUUUCAUCUGUUUGAUAGAGUGCGGGCCGAGCUGGUCGAGAUCAUGAGAUCAAAACAGUCCAGAGCUGCGAGUGAUAAAUUUCUCGGACCAACCGGCAAAGAGUCCGUAUAUGAUUCUGUUUUGGAUGACCCUUCCUUGCCAGACUCAGAAAAGACUCUUCUUCGACUAGAACAAGAGGUGGCAAAUCCCAUGAUUUUUCACAAAUUGCGCACUGAGCUCAGCACCGCUUCAACCGGUAGCUGGACAGAGCUGGAAAAGCUGCCAUAUCUUUCAGCCGUGAUCGAAGAGGGCAACCGUCUCUCUUUUGGGGUGACAGCCCGAACUGCGCGCAUUGCCCCGGAAUCAUUAACUUACUCUCCAUCUUCACACGUCAAAUCUCCAACGACAGCUUCUCAAACAUAUACUAUACCGCCGGGAACCCCGAUAAGCAUCUCCACGUUAAGUGCGCACACUGCCGAGUCAGUCUUUCCUGACCCAUUUACCUUCGAUCCGGGCCGCUGGCUUGGAGAAGAAGGACGACAAUGUCGCAAGUUUCAAAUGGCAUUCUCCAAAGGCGGGCGGAAAUGUUUGGGGAUUGAACUUGCUCGUGCAGAGCUCUACCUUGUGAUCGCGGCACUGGUCCAAGAAUUCGACAUGACACUCUGGAGGACGGACGCAAGUGAUGUGGCAUUUCUACAUGAUUACCAAGUGGCAACGCCAAAGCUAGACUCUAAAGGAGUCCAGGUAAAGGUGACGCGGGCGGGGUCUGGAAUGGAAAUAUGA